This is a messenger RNA of Limulus polyphemus (Atlantic horseshoe crab), 2387 nucleotides long. RefSeq names its product tripartite motif-containing protein 45-like. Bases 313 to 2175 code for a protein of 620 amino acids. The record is from RefSeq and is a predicted model, not a curated record. The transcript is spliced from 6 exons. Lineage: Eukaryota; Metazoa; Arthropoda; Merostomata; Xiphosura; Limulidae. Gene Ontology annotation, cellular component: nucleoplasm; chromatin. Gene Ontology annotation, biological process: positive regulation of DNA-templated transcription. Gene Ontology annotation, molecular function: ubiquitin-protein transferase activity; zinc ion binding; protein binding.
GGAUGGACGAUUCCAUGUGUAAUAAUAGCUAGUUGUUUAGAUUGGGUGAGUGGGUCUCUGCAAUUCGUCCCUGUCUAGCUUCGUGGAGUGGCAUUAUGAUUUGACCCACCAGCAAAAAUAGGCCUGUCAGAGCAUUGCUAAGCCCAUGCUGUUUCUUAAAACAGGCUGUAACGUGGCUAGGGAUAUGCUGUAGAAAAGUGUAAUGGUCUCGGCAGCAUCGAAUCAAGUCUGCGUGUUAUCGUAGUCCACGACUUUACUAUAAGAAGAGUAAUCUCAUCAUUCUGCGCAUGCUGAGUAACACAAGACAGCACAAUGUCCAGUCACUUACCCAAAACAGAAAAACCUCAGAUUAUUUGUGGAUUGUGUCAUCGCAAGUACCACGAACCACGACUCUUACCCUGCCUUCACACUUUUUGUACCGAGUGUCUGACUACGUUAGAACCUUUAGGAUCUGACAUAUUAAAACAUUCCCUUGACAGCCUUUAUCGCCAUUCGUCAAAAAGUAGUCUAACCUCCGAGUACGAGAAAACAAAAUCUAGUCUAAGACAUUUUUUAACUUGGGGAAAGUCAAGUUAUCGAGAUGGCAGGUCAACCCGUGCAUUUACAGUGCUCUGUCCUACCUGUGAGAGUAUUGUGGAUGUAAACAGGGAUGGCGUUCGAGGAUUGACUCCAAAUUACCUUCUUCAACGUAAACUCACAUCAGAUAAUUUACAUAAUACUUCAAAACUGUUUAAAUGUGAUUUGUGUACUGUGUCAGCUGAAGCAACGAAUUACUGUCAAGACUGUGCUGUAUUCCUGUGCUCGUUUUGCGCAGAAGCUCAUCGUCGCCAAAAGCAGAGCUCGUCUCACUCUUUGUGGACUUUAGAGGAAGCAAGCGAGAAGGAAGUUUUUACUGGACACACGAAACACACUUGUUUACUUCACACGUCAUCGGUUGUCACAAGUUGGUGUGAAACGUGUCAACAUAUGCUAUGUGGCAACUGCAAGCUUGACAAUCACAUGGAUCACCAAGUAAGUGAUCUUAGUAAAGUUUUUGAAAGUAAAACGCACUUUUUAAAAAAAAUUAUGACCCAUGUGGUAAAAAGAAAGAAUGAUAUUCAAAUUGCUCUCCAGAAAAUCCAGGAAGUCGAAAAGCAGCUUCACGUACAAAUUAAACACACGCGGGAUGAAGUAGAGACGUUUAUUUUCCAAUAUAUGACAGCCAUUGAAACUCACCAUCAGCAUUUACUCCAGCAUAUCCAGAGAGUAGAAGUUGGCCGUCAACGGGUAUUACGACUACAGAGGCUACAGUUAGAUCAACUUUUUUCAGAUUUGAAUCACUGGGAAACCUUCGUAAAAGAGCUCCUUCAAGAAGGGGAGAUUCCAGAAGUAAUGGGAGUAUACAAUCCAGUCCAAAAACGUCUGUUCCAUCUAUCCCGUCUCAAGCCGCCAUUACAACCUCGUGUAACUCCGGAAUUACAUUUCCUACCUCAAGAGGAAGCAGAUGACACGAACGGAUACAUUUUGUACGGUGUGAUUUCUUCACAGAUUGCUUGCCCUUCUCAAUGUUUUAUCAAUGGUUUACAAACUGUAAAAGCCCACCAUAAGACGGAAGUAACCUUAUUCGUGAGAGACUCAGAAGAUAAACCCGUGACUCACAACAGGACCAACAUCGAAGCUGAGCUACGUCUUCUUGCUAACACCACCGACUCCAGACAGUCAACACUGAGGAAGUCUCAGUUCUCCCUGGAACCGUCCAAACAGUUGAUGUUACAACAUGCGAAUGCUCAAGAAACUGAACUUUCAUGUAACAGCACAACUUGUUAUCAGGAGCAUGUCGAAGUGUUAGCUCAGAAGGAUGGUUCUUAUAUCAUGACCUUUACAAUGGCCCAGACUGGUCACUUUCGGCUACAUGUGAGAGUGAACGGACAAGAUAUCAAGGGAAGUCCGUUUCCGCUGAUUGUAUAUCCGCCUGGGAAAAGGCACACUGGUCUAUAUCACUGUUGUUCCUUCUGUUCAAGUGGAGGAUCACGGGACGCCCAUUGUGCUUGUAACGGGCAAAUACCAGGUGGCUACCAAGGGUGUGGUCAUGGUCAUAGUGGUCAUCCUGGACAUCGUCACUGGAGCUGCUGUGGGAAUUUGGUUGAGAAUUCAGAUUGCUCAAAAAGAACAACAAUAUAUGAAUACACAUUAUAAUAUAUAUAAUUAAAAAUUUAAACAUGUCUUAAAUUAUCACUAAGAUAAUAACUACUUUUUACAUGACAAAAAAGAUUACAUUCAAAUUAGUUGAAUAUACAGCAUAAUAAAGUUCGUAGAGUAACAACAUAAUUGAAUUAUUUAUGUUAAUAAAAUUUGAGCAAAACAUAUUUGUGACUACUUGAUAAAACCUCUUGUUGCAUGUAAUAAAA